Molecule: messenger RNA, 2205 nt
Organism: Rhinocladiella mackenziei CBS 650.93
Lineage: Eukaryota; Fungi; Ascomycota; Eurotiomycetes; Chaetothyriales; Herpotrichiellaceae
Product: transketolase
Exons: 4
Coding region: 1-2205 (734 amino acids)
Biological process (GO): pentose-phosphate shunt
Cellular component (GO): cytosol
Molecular function (GO): transketolase activity
Source: RefSeq, a predicted model, not a curated record
AUGGUUCUAAUAGCAGAGCCGGUGGACGAAUACCUAGUGGAAUCUCAAGACAGCAAGGGCAAACUGAUCAAUGGCACCCCAAAACAGGGAAAGACACAAAAUAUCCUGUCGAAAAAAUUGCCAGGGGAGCAAAAUCUCGUGCUCAGGACGUUCAGAAUCUUAGUUGCAGACCUAUGCCAACAGUUCAAAGGUGGCCACCCUGGUGGUGCCAUGGGAAUGGGAGCCAUCGGGGUUGCAUUAUGGAAAUAUGUCAUGCGAUAUGCACCUCAUACUCCAGACUUCAUCAAUCGUGACAGGUUCAUCCUAUCUAAUGGACAUGCCUGCCUUUUCCAAUAUAUUUUUCUGCAUCUUACCGGAUAUAAAGCGAUGACUUUCGACCAACUCAAAACAUACCAUUCGUCUCGCGUUGAUACACUGUGUCCUGGACACCCGGAAAUUGAACAUGAGGGGAUUGAAGUCACCACAGGACCCUUGGGCCAAGGAAUUUCCAACGCCGUUGGGCUCGCUAUGGCGUCCAAGCAUCUUGCGUCGAAAUUUAAUAAACCUGGCUUUGAUAUCGUCUCUGACCACAUCUGGUGCAUGGUCGGAGACGCCUGUCUUCAAGAAGGAGUAGGUCUAGAAGCCAUUUCUUUCGCUGGACAUAUGCGUUUGAACAACUUGACCGUGAUAUACGAUAACAACCAAAUUACCUGCGACGGCCUCGUAAGCUUGGCCAACACCGAAGAUGUCAAUGCAAAGAUGAGGGCCUGCGGUUGGAAUGUGAUCGACAUUAAGGAUGGCUGUUUUGAUGUUGAAGGAAUUGCCAAAGCUCUUGAAGCCUCGAGAAGCUCUUCUCUUCCCACUUUUGUGAACGUUCGAACUGUCAUCGGGGUUGAUAGCGCAGUGGCAGGCGAUGCUGUGGCGCACGGUGCGGCCUUGGGCGCGGAAAACGUUUCUGCCAUAAAGAAAGCCUACGGUUUCGAUCCAGAGCAACACUUUGUUAUCCCCCAGGCGGUACGAGACUUCUUCCAAGAGCUCCCAUCCAAGGGCGAAGCAUUUGUUUCAGAGUGGAACAAGCUGUUCGCCAAAUACCACGCCGCCCACCCUCAACUUGCAGGAGCAUACACUGCUCGCCUGAAAGGAGACCUACCGGCAGAUUGGGAAUCGUUGAUACCCAAAGAGUUUCCUUCGAAGGAGACCGCGAGUCGCGCCUCGUCUGGCCUGGUGUUCAAUCCAAUUGCGGAGAAGUGUGACCAGUUCAUGGUGGGCACGGCCGAUUUGUCGCCCUCGGUGAACAUGGCAUGGAGGACAAAGGAGGAUUUCGAACCACCACAUUUGGGCACGGGAAGUUAUUCUGGACGAUACAUCCACUAUGGUGUGAGAGAACAUGUCAUGGCAGCUAUAUCGAACGGAUUGGCCGCCUAUCAUCCAGGCAUGUUCAUCCCAGUAACUUCCAGUUUCUUCAUGUUCUACCUGUAUGCAGCACCAGCCGUUCGGAUGGGCGCACUUCAGCAUCUCCAGGUGAUCCAUGCAGCUACCCACGACUCAAUCGGCAUGGGUGAAGAUGGCCCAACACAUCAACCGAUCGAACUUGCCGCACUUUUCCGAACCAUGCCCAACUUGCUGUACAUUCGCCCCGGCGACAGCGAAGAGACUGCAGGAGCUUGGGCUGAAGCGAUCAAAGCCCGUCACACACCUUCCAUCAUCUCGACAUCUCGUCACGCCCUACCACAACUCACGGGACUCACACGGCGGUCAGAAGUGUUCAAGGGCGCCUACGUGCUUGAGGAGGUCGCAGACGACACCACUGCGGAGCUGACCUUAAUCGGCGCGGGCGCCGAGCUCAAUUUUGCAGUCAGCGUGGCGGCCGAGCUACGAAGCAAACACGGCCUCAAAGUCCGCACCGUCUCGUUCCCAUGCCAGCGCUUCUUCGACGCCCAACCACAUGACUACAAGCGGCGAGUCCUGCGGAGGCAAAGCGACACGCCUGUGGUAGUGAUUGAGGCCUACGCGGCCAAUGGAUGGGAACGCUACGCCAACGCGGCAGUGUGCAUGAGCACGAAACGUUUCGGGAAAUCUUUGCCGGGACCCAAAGCGUAUGAGUUCUUUGGUUUCGAGCAGCCGUCCAUGGUCCGUAGGAUCUUGGGCUAUCUUAACGAUUUGAGGACGGACCCGAAUCUGAAGCACGAUUUCGUCGAAUUAACUUAUGUGAGAAAGGAGGAGUGA